AUGGAGGAGGAGCGUAGGAACCAGUAUUGUGAAAUGCACCUGGCAUAUAACAGUUGGCGAGUGGGCGAUUUGCACAAAGAUGCAAGCAACCCGCGUGCCUUUGCAUGGAAGGCUGCUGCAAAUCAAUCAGGUGGCUACUUCAUCUACGGAAGCAGCUAUGCCACGGGGCGCAGGUGCAACCUCCAGCAGGCGAUGCUCGAUUCAUCCAGCACCAGGGAAGCAGAAGCCAAGAUCAGUGACAUAUCGGAUGACAUUGGGCAGUUGCGGCACCACCUACUGCAUGCCAAGGAGGCCAUCCGGCUCGAGAACAGCUGGCAUAGACCCGAGCUGCCGGAGGUUGUCACGCUGUCCCUGCCUCUGACCGUGACUGUAGCAUCUCCAAACGAUCAUGCGCACGAGCUAUCAAAGUUCGUGGGCUCGAUGUUCGAGAGUGGUCACGGAAGUCAAGGUGAACUGUCGGCUCCGUCCGAACACAUCUUGUCUGCCGGCUCUCAAGCGUUCUGGUACAAGGCAGCGAUUGCGAAGAGCGUCGAGGACUUUGGAUCGGUGGACGUCAAGUUGGUGAAUGUGGACGAUCGCUAUCUGGCACGACCCAAAUUUACCCCUCUUGAGGAGAGAGAGAGCGCCCGCAUGCCGAAGUUUGUGGCCAUCAUGUCCGGCAUCUUGAUCAUGCUCUCGGUCGGGCACAUGUCGUUCUCAGCAAACCGCGACAACAGAGACAUUGGAGUGAUGGUGAUCAUUGCGAUGCUCGUCGCCUUCCCUGUCCUUCUCAUGGCAGGGUUGCUUUUUCUUCCCUACGACGUCUUUGGCUCGUUAGACUGGGAACUGGCAUUGGCUGGAACAAGGUUCGUCGAGUGCUUCACACAGCAGGUCCCCGCCAUCUGGAACAAUCUCAAUUGGUUUGGGCGCUUUCUGCAGUUGCUUGCAAUUGCUUUUUGCUGGUUUUUCGGCCUUUCCCUAUUGGUUGGUCUCCCAGUGGUAUUCGGCGUUGGGAUGAUUUGGAAGUGCUGUGACUGGGCGUUGGUUACGCUCUGGCCUUGGCAGCUCGCCCUACUGAUUGCGUUUGGUGCGACUUGGUUUUUCCCGCUUGCUGGAACAGCGUUCAGUAUCGUUAUCAGUGUUGACAGUUCUGGCAUGAGCCUCUUCAUCCCCAUGGGUUGGCUGGGCCUGUACAAGUUGCUGACUAUGUUUGUCCCCUUCGGUGCGCUGAACGCUUGGCCCGGGCCCGCGUCCUUCCUCGUGUUCAAACUUGGCUGGGUUGGAGUACCGAUGCUUGCUAGCACCAUCAUCGCUCCAUGGCUGAUUUUGCCAAUGGGGGCUUACUUCAACAACCGCGCCAAUUGCAUCGACGGCUUCGACUGGGAAGUCCACCUGACCUUCAUCUACGUGGUGUGCAUCAAAUCUCUGUAUUGGCUUAUGUUCACCGGCGACCAAAAACUAUUCACGCGCCUGUCCACGCUGGUGUUCUACAUCAUGGCCGAGAUGGACAUGUACACCGAUGCCAUGUUUGUUGCCAUCGCCACUUCCUGCGGAUCAUGGUAUGGCAGCGUGUCGUUCACCGUGUUCGUGGUCGGAGUCCUCGUGGCACAGCUUUGCAUACCUAGCUUCUAUCUCAACAUGAGCGAGAACAGUGCAAUAGCGGCAGUUUGGCAGAUCAUGCAGUUUCCGAUGGAGUCGCUACCCGAAGACGACGGUUACAAGCCGCUUGCGCCGGCCCGCACCUCCAAGGUGUCCCCAGACCUGAAAAGGAGGCAGGCUGCGAUGCUUGCGAUAAUUCGGUGCGUUUUUGAAGACUUGCCCCAGUGCUUCAUUCAGUACCUCUUUACUAUUCAUGUCAAAAAGAACCCGCUCAUCGUUUUCAGCAUCGCGACCAGCGCUGCCAGCUCGCUGUUUGCAGUUGGCAAAGCUGUUGGUUGGGGGUGCUUGGAGUGGCAUGUCGUGGCUUUUGCCGACGUCUUCUCAAAGCACCCAGAAUCUCCGGCUUGGUGGAUAUAG
This is a messenger RNA of Symbiodinium necroappetens, 1995 nucleotides long. The record is from the annotation of a GenBank genome assembly. NCBI's taxonomy places the organism in Eukaryota, Dinophyceae, Suessiales, Symbiodiniaceae.